This is a messenger RNA of Felis catus (domestic cat), 1743 nucleotides long. Its product is annotated as olfactory receptor 4A47-like. The transcript has 3 exons. Gene Ontology annotation, molecular function: G protein-coupled receptor activity; olfactory receptor activity. Lineage: Eukaryota; Metazoa; Chordata; Mammalia; Carnivora; Felidae. Bases 569 to 1498 code for a protein of 309 amino acids. The record is from RefSeq and is a predicted model, not a curated record. Gene Ontology annotation, biological process: G protein-coupled receptor signaling pathway. Gene Ontology annotation, cellular component: membrane.
UGUCUCUUUAAAAUAUCAAGUCGGCCAAUCUGACCAAACCGACACUAUAGAGUGAGGAUGACUAAGCUGUUGAAUGGUAUUUUUCUAUUUAGAAAUUAGAGGCAAAGAAGUUGCUUGAGAAAAAUGGGAGAUGGCUGGUGGCUAUUUUUCUUAUGUAAGGAUAGUUAGCUCACUACCUUUUUGAUAUAUUAUCCUAAUGUGAUAAAUUUUUGUUUUCUCUGUGGACCAUGGAAUUCCUAGGAAGUGAUCUAAAAUCUAAAAGCAACCUUCUGAAUAACCAGGAGACCUUAUGGAGAAAACGGAUAGACAGCCGAAUGAAAUAAAAUAUAUCCUCAAGUAAUAAGGCAGCUUUUGCCCUCUCUUGUCAAACUGGAUGACAGAAGAAAUCCAGGUUGCUGGGAAUGAGUAGAAAGCGUUCCUUCAGAUUGUAGACCUGCUUUCACAAGUUAAGACUAAAAAGUGUAGGAAACCAUGGCUUAUUUAACUUGGGAAUCACAGCACCAGUGAAAUACUCCACACAAACAGGAAACCUACACCUAAUAUGUGAAUCAGGUCCUAUGCAGACUGGAUGGAAUCAAAGAACAACGUAACUUUCUUUGUCCUCCUGGGCCUCACACAGGAUGGAAAAGAACAGAAGUUUCUGUUUGUUAUAUUCUUGCUCUUCUAUAUUUUGACGGUGGUGGGCAACCUGCUCAUUGUGGUGACUAUAGCUGUCAGUAAGACCCUGGGCUCCCCUAUGUACUUGUUUCUUGCUAACUUAUCCUUUAUGGAUGUCACUUAUUCAUCUUGCAUUUCCCCCAGAUUGAUUUCGGACUUGUUCUUUGGGGAAAAUACCAUAUCCUUCCAAUCUUGUAUGACCCAGCUAUUUACAGAGCACCUUUUCGGUGGAUCAGAGGUCAUUCUUCUGCUGGUGAUGGCUUAUGACCGCUAUGUGGCCAUCUGUAAGCCCUUGCGUUAUUUGGUUGUCAUGAGGCAAGAGGUGUGUGUUGUGCUGCUGGUAGGGUCCUGGGUUGGAGGUUUUUUGCAUUCAGCCAUUCAAGUUAGCACGAUUUAUAGUCUCCCAUUCUGUGGUCCCAAUGUCAUUGAUCAUUUCAUCUGUGAAAUGUACCCCUUACUGAGACUUGCCUGUACUGACACAUAUGUCAUUGGCCUGUUAGUGGUGGCCAACGGAGGGAUGAUGUGCACAAUUGUGUUUGUGCUCUUGCUCAUCUCUUACGGUGUCAUCUUGCACUCUCUAAAGAACCUUAGUCUGGAAGGGAGGCGGAAAGCCCUCCAGACCUGUGGUUCCCACAUCACUGUGGUGGUCUUCUUCUUUGUGCCAUGUAUUUUCAUGUACGUGAGACCUGCUAAGACCUUCCCCAUUGACAAAUCAGUGAGUGUGUUUUUUACAGUUAUAACCCCUAUGCUGAACCCCCUGAUCUAUACUCUGAGAAAUUCUGAGAUGACAAAUGCGAUGAAGAAGCUCUGGAUGAGAAAUGUCGUAUCUGUUGGUGUAUAAGUGCAUUAUCCACCAUGAAGAGAAUUAUUUGACAUUGGAUGCCAUUUUAUAAGAAUGAAGAUGUCUUUUUAAAAUGAUUCUGAGUUCUCUUGUUCAAAGAACUUAAUUAUUUUUAAAGUAUGAACUGGAUAAUUGUGCUUUAAUAACAAUUUCCCUCCCUGGUAGAAUCUAUAGUCCAUUAUCCCUUGGAGAUUGCUUCAUUUAGAAAGGUGCAAUACUUUCAUAGCAAGGUGUCAACAAUACGU